AUGACCUGUGAUAGGAAGAAUUCAAAACGUAGUGUACUUCAGACAGCUUCGAAGUUAUUUGAUCCUAUGGGAAUUGCAUCACCUUUUAUUGUUCUCAUAAAAUUAUUAAUGCAAGAAAUAUGGGAACUUGGUUUAGGAUGGGAUGAUGAGCUAUCAACUGACUUGAAGAAAAAAUGGGAUAAUUGGUGCUCUCAGAUUUAUCUGUUGAAAGAUUUGACAAUCGAAAGAAAAUAUUUCUCCAUACCAUGGAAGUUGGUGAAAGAAUUAGAACUACACAUAUUUUCUGACGCUUCUCCUAAAGCUUUCGGAGCAGUUGCGUACUUCCGUUACGUGUCAAGUGAUGAUUGUAUUUAUACAAGUUUUAUCACUGCGAAAUCUAGAAUCGCACCGCUUAAAAGGUUGACAUUACCGAGGCUUGAACUUAUGGGAGCUGUUAUUUCUUCUAGACUUUUCCAAUAUUUGAAAACAAAUUUUAAAUUUCCUGUGCCUAGGGUAUAUAUGUGGACAGAUUCCUUAAUCGCUCUUCAUUGGAUUAAAGGGAAAGCUUCAAAAUGGAAACCUUUUGUAUCGAACCGUGUAUCCGAAAUCCAGUCUAGAACUGAUCCUGCUGAUUGGAAUCACUGUAGUGGGCAGGAUAAUCCUGCAGAUUUCAUAUCUCGAGGAGCUACCGUGGAAAAGUUUAUGUCCAGUUCGAUUUGGAUGCAAGGUCCAGAAUGGCUUCGGUUGAAGAAAAGGGAUUGGCCAAAAGGCUCUAAUUAUGAAAUUUCGUCUAGAGAUUUCUCCAGAAGUAUAUUGCGAAAAAAGAAGUAA
This is a messenger RNA of Stegodyphus dumicola, 810 nucleotides long. RefSeq lists its product as uncharacterized. The record is from RefSeq and is a predicted model, not a curated record. Lineage: Eukaryota; Metazoa; Arthropoda; Arachnida; Araneae; Eresidae.